AUGCUCUGGACUCUGCUGCUUGCUGUCGUUCACGGACACGUUGCCUUGGGUCUGGCUGUCACGGCCAGCUCCAUCACUAUCCGUCCCAGUCCAUCACCCACUAGCGAGCCGUCACCGUCAUCGUCGACAAGUGGCCAGUGGCUGAUUAUCUCUAAUACAUCCAUCUUCUGGCCCACAUACACUGACUACUUCUAUGGACCAACAACCGGCCCCGAGGCGUCCGUUGUAACCUGCAAUGCCAAGUGGGUUGAAUACUUUGGCCGGUCCACCGGACUUCGCUCGCUGGGACCAACAGGCACAAGUAUCUCCUAUAUCCCAUAUCCAACCAGCGCCGGGGCCUGCAGAACCUCCUCCUCCCUGGAGGAAUACUCGGAUACCCAUACAGGACCAGUGACAACCCUCUGCGAUGGCAUUCCGCGCGCGCUGGGUCCUCGCGAGACCGUGACGUCGUACUAUCCCGGCACUGGACCCUGCAGCUCUUACACCACCACCUUUUCGAAUACUGUUGAUCUCUACCGGGAGCCCCCAGCCCCGGACUGCACCCUCAACACUCAAGAAUGCAUCCCGAUCUGGUCAACGUACAGGGAACUGUCCAGUUCGUACUACGACUCUAUCACCACCGUCACUCUAGGCGACACCAACAGCCCCAUCCCACCCGUUAGCUGUCCUUCGACGACGCGAACCUACCCCGAAAACCCCUGCACAAACUGCCACUUUCUCCCCGGCACGGCAACCGUCUUCUACUGGCCGGUGACCACCGCCGGCGGUGACCUGUGCCUGCAGAACGGCACCACCAUCCCCGCUUCACCAACCGGAACCGGCCCCAAUACCGCCGUACUCAACGGGCAGACUCUCGUCUCUCCGAGCAUCUACGUCUCGUUCACCUCAAUCUACGCUUGGAGCAACCGGCGCGCCCACCCAGGCAGCCAAUGCGGCGACACGCACACCGACACCAUCAUCGCCGUGGAUCCCGUCAGCGUGUCUUCAGUCCGUCACCACCGAAACGCAAAGUACCCCACCAUCGGGACGGCCUAUCCUUUUGAUUUCGCCGAGUUCACCCCCCAGGAAGUGGGCAAUUAUACCAUGCCGUUGAUCCCCUGGCCGCAGUACCGGGGAGGAUCGCAGUGUCCGCUGUAUGAUCCCUCUUGCACGAUGAUCCGGGACGAUUACAUGCCUUUCUUGGAUCUUCCCGAGGCCGUCCGCCAGAUCGAUGCGCUGUGGACGGAGUGUGAUGCGCACUGGUAUAUCCCGCCCGUCACGCUAGUGCCUUUGACGGGGGACAUUGAGAUUCAACCCACGCCGACGGCUGAGGCGACUAUCAUGGCUGGUAUGGCGGUGCCGGAAGGGGUGGCGGCUAUGCCCACGCCUGAGCCCACAGGGUGGUAG
Messenger RNA from Aspergillus thermomutatus, 1386 nucleotides. RefSeq lists its product as uncharacterized. The coding region runs from base 1 to 1386 and encodes 461 amino acids. The record is from RefSeq and is a predicted model, not a curated record. The transcript has 2 exons. NCBI's taxonomy places the organism in Eukaryota, Fungi, Ascomycota, Eurotiomycetes, Eurotiales, Aspergillaceae.